CAGACCUGCUUUUCUCUAGCCGGUGGGGAAAGGAAGCAGACUUUGUUCCUAACUCUCCCUGCUUGACACUAACUUGUGUUAGGGACCAAGUUAAAAGCGUGCAUUUUUAUUCCCUUUCUACCCCACGUCAACACAGAGGGAGACAUUUUUGUGACCACCGGGUGACGAUAACCAUGAAGUGGGGCUGGGUGUUUUUGGGGGUGUUCCUAUCUUUGGGGACCCUGUCCUGGGGGGAGAAAGGCUUGCAGAUCCCCGAGUAUGACGGCAAAGACCGAGUCCAUGACCUCACCGCCAAGAACUACAAGUCCAUCAUGAAGAAGUAUGACGUGAUGGUGAUCUACUACCACAAAAAUGUGGAUGGGAACCGCAGUGCCAUGAAGCAGUUUCAGAUAGAGGAGCUGGCUUUGGAGUUGAUCACAAGUCCAGCAGCAAUUAUCUUUCAGCUUGCAGCCCAAGUUCUGGACGAUCUUGACGAUGAGGACAUUGGAUUUGGCCUGGUGGAUGAAAAGAAGGACUCUGCUGUUGCCAAGAAGCUGGGCCUGGAUGAGGUGGAGAGCAUCUACAUCUUUGCCGACAAUGAGAUCAUCGAGUAUGAUGGAGAGCUGGCCGCCGACACCCUGGUUGAGUUCCUCUAUGAUGUGAUUGAAGACCCCGUGGAGAUCAUUGACAACGAGCGUGAGCUGAAGGGUUUCCACAACAUGGAUGAGGUCAUCAAGCUGGUUGGAUAUUUCAAGAGCGAGAAAUCUCCACACUUCAUUGAGUACGACGACGCAGCAGAGGAGUUCCACCCCUUUGUCAAAUUCUUCGCCACAUUUGACCCCAAGAUUGCCAAGAAGCUGAAGCUGAAGCUGAAUGAAGUUGAUUUCUACGAGCCCUUCAUGGAGGAGCCCGUCACCAUUCCAGGAAAGCCCUACGUUGAGUCUGAGCUUGUUGAAUACAUUGAACAGCAUGACAGGCCCACUCUGAGGAAGCUUGAGCCUCACAGCAUGUAUGAAAUCUGGGAGGAUGACAUUGAUGGAGAGCACAUUGUGGCCUUUGCUGAGGAAGAUGACCCAGAUGGUUUUGAAUUCCUGGAAAUCCUGAAGGAGGUGGCUCGCGAGAACACUAAUAACCCCAACCUCAGCAUCAUCUGGAUCGACCCUGACAACUUCCCCCUGUUGGUGCCAUACUGGGAGAAGACCUUCCACAUCGACCUGUCUUCCCCUCAGAUCGGUGUGGUUGAUGUUGAGGAUGCCGACAGCGUGUGGAUGGAAAUGGAUGACAAUGACGACAUGCCCACAGCUGACGAGCUCGAGCAGUGGAUCGAGGACGUUCUGUCUGGGAAGAUCGACCCUGACGAUGAUGACGAUGAGGAUGAUGAUGAUGACGACGAUGAUGAUGAUGAUGAAGAUGAUGAUGACGACGAUGAUGAUGAUGACGACGACGAUGACGAUGAUGAUGAUGACGAUGAUGAUGACGACGACGAUGACGAUGAUGAUGACGACGACGAUGAUGAUGACGACGAUGAUGAUGACGACGAUGACGACGACGACGAUGAAUAAAUGUUCACUACCAUCCCUCACUUCACUAUGAAUUAGCCAGUAAAGGCAAAACCCAAAAGUAGCAACAUUUUUUUUCUAACACCUUGCAGUAAACACACUUUGUCUGUUUGCUUCCUGUAUGGUUUCCUGUAAGGGACAAACAUAAUGACCCGAUGCGAAACCUUUACUGUCUGUCAGGGAGGGAGAUUUUUAAAGGAGGAGAAGAUGUGCGUCUCUGUUAAUGAACAGGGUUGCAUUUUAAAAUGUCUUUGUUGUUCUAUUAAAAUAUGCUAAUCUCUCACCUCAGAGGGUCACAGUGAAUGUGAGCAAAGAGGCUAACAGAGGACAACUUCCUUGACAUUUUCUACCUAAUGUCUCCAAUUUACUGUAAUUCAAUGACAUGUUUUCUACGUGAUGAAGAGAAGAAGCAAACACUUUCUUGUACUAUUUUUAAUGAGAAUAAACCUAAACUCACUGGACAGUCUUAAGAUUAGUACAGUCUUGGAAAACUGCUAAAGUACCGGAUAAUAAAAAAAUUACAAAACAACUUGUUUCUGCUCUCAUAUUAAAAACUAAAGACAAAAAAUGUUUCUAAA
Scatophagus argus is the source of this 2116-nucleotide messenger RNA. It is a transcript of the gene casq1b, whose product is annotated as calsequestrin 1b. Gene Ontology annotation, cellular component: sarcoplasmic reticulum lumen. Gene Ontology annotation, molecular function: calcium ion binding. Gene Ontology annotation, biological process: regulation of skeletal muscle contraction by regulation of release of sequestered calcium ion. NCBI's taxonomy places the organism in Eukaryota, Metazoa, Chordata, Actinopteri, Scatophagidae. The record is from RefSeq and is a predicted model, not a curated record. The transcript is spliced from 12 exons. The coding region runs from base 174 to 1541 and encodes 455 amino acids.